This is a messenger RNA of Spodoptera frugiperda (fall armyworm), 6334 nucleotides long. RefSeq lists its product as uncharacterized. The transcript is spliced from 22 exons. The coding region runs from base 253 to 5034 and encodes 1593 amino acids. The record is from RefSeq and is a predicted model, not a curated record. Gene Ontology annotation, cellular component: membrane. NCBI's taxonomy places the organism in Eukaryota, Metazoa, Arthropoda, Insecta, Lepidoptera, Noctuidae. Gene Ontology annotation, molecular function: ABC-type transporter activity; ATP binding; ATP hydrolysis activity. Gene Ontology annotation, biological process: transmembrane transport.
UGCCACCUGACACUUGACAGUACAUUAUUCACCAUAACGCUGUGAUUAAAACUUGUAAAUAAAUAGAUGUUCUUAUAAAAAGUCCCGACUUUAAAUAAGUCCCCUGACAGUUCAGAAUUUAAUUUAAUCUGUUCCAUUAUUGUGCAUGAAGUGAAUAAUAACAACGAAAUGUUUUCAAAUCGUAUAAGACAAAAACUACAUCUGAAACAGUGGUGGUGAUAAAAGUUUUUAUCUAAAUAAAGAUAAUUAAAAAUGCAGUGGCGAUGGGAAUUUAUGUGCGGUCCUCAGGGACUAAGACCAUGGAACGACGUAACAAAAGACUUUGGACAAUGCUUCCAGGAAUUAUUUAUUCAAAUACCAGUCUUUUUUAUUAUUGCCAUCAUAUCAGGUUUUUAUGUAGGAUAUAGAAAAGAUUGGGUGGUACGCGAAAAGGCUCAAGAAAGGGCAAUAGUACUUCGAAGUUUUGUCGUGUUAGCGUUAGUGUUUAUCCCCAUUAUAGAGUUAUAUGUUGUGAUUACCAAACCUAACUCUGUUUUAUAUCCUGUAAACUACUUUACUGCUGGUGCAUCAUGUCUCGCGUGGUUGUUUCACUUCGGCUAUGUGUUGGCACUGAAACACAGAUUGGGACAAAGUGCUCGAGGACCCACUUCUCAGCUGUUAAUGUGGAGCUUAGCAGUAUUUGUGAAUGUGGUUGCGCUGCGGAGCAGUAUAAUAACUGGGAGCACUAUGAGUUUCAACAUUGCUACCAUGUGCUGCCACAUACUGUAUUUCAUGACACUUCUCCCAUCAAGUAACUCAAGGCCCACAUUCUAUUCACCAUGUCUAGUCGGUUCACAACAUACACAUAGUGAGUACACCCCCCUGCUGCCACACAUGGAUGAAGGUAUACUGGGGACUGCUAUGCAAGGAGCUGGUUGUCUAUCAAGGCUAGCAUUCUCAUGGGUUGACCCACUACUACAGAAAGGAUUCGAAAAUAAACUAAAUGAUCCAGAGGAACUGUUUGAUGUGCCAGCCAAGUAUUGUUGUUCUUAUGUGGGAGCACGGAUAGAUAGAGCACUAAUUGGUAAUGUUGACAACUACCAGCAGUAUGAAGAAGUGCCACAUGAACCCUUCAUAGGAUCAGGAUAUGGUGCAACAGGAGAAACGGCGCCACAAGCGUCUACCCCGGUGACGCCUACAACACGGGUACUAGUCCGUUCCCCGCGCCGCCAGAAUGUGACACUAUUGCGGGCUUUGCAUUCAUGUUUUGGCAUACAAUUCUACAGUAUUGGUAUACUCAAAUUAGUUUCCGACAUGGCAGGAUUUGCUGGUCCAAUCCUUCUCAAUUAUCUUAUCAAAUUCGUUGAAGAUGAAAGUAUUGAUCAACAUUUAGGUUACGUGUAUGCUGGAUCUCUACUAGGCGCUACUUUGAUAUCUGCCCUGUUUAAUGUGCACUUUAACUGGCUCAUGUCAAUUGUGGGUCUGAAGAUGCGCGGCGCUAUUGUUGCCACUAUACUGAGGAAGACGCUAAGUGUCACUUCCACAGAACUGAAUAACGUGUUCUCUAUUGGUGAGAUCACUAACUUCAUGUCGACUGAUACGGACAGAAUUGUAAAUUCGUGUCCAAGUUUUCAUGCAUUGUGGAGUAUACCUUUACAGCUCUUCAUAACAUUAUUCCUUCUGUACCAACAAGUCGGAAUAUCGUUCCUGGCUGGUGUGGCAUUCUCUGUUAUUCUGAUACCAAUUAACAAAAUCAUUGCCAAUAAAAUUGGACAACUCAGCACGGAAAUGAUGAAACACAAGGACUCUCGUGUCAGCUUAAUAAGUGACCUGCUGAAGGGUAUAAGAACAGUCAAGGUUCAUGUUUGGGAAGACUACUUCAUAAAUCGAGUGUCAGAGGCGCGAGGUCAAGAAUUACGAUAUCUGCGCGGCCGCAAGUAUCUGGACGCGAUAUGUGUGGUCCUAUGGGCGACUACGCCAGUGCUCGUAGCCGCCUUCACACUAGGCACACACUCGCUUAGAGGACUACCUCUUGAUGCGCCUACAGUUUUCACCACAGUAGCUCUAAUCAACAUGUUAAUCGCACCACUGAAUGCCUUCCCAUGGGUAUUGAACGGGCUGACGGAGGCAUGGGUGUCUAUAAAACGUAUACAAAAGUUGUUGGAUCUUCCAGAUAUGGACGCCGAACUUUACUAUGACCGUCUCAAUAAGAACCAUGAUGAAGAUAAAGUAAUAAUAUUCAAGAACGCCACAUUCUCGUGGGCUAAACCUUCAAAGAGGAAGAGGCCACCAAAGAAAUCUAAGAAAAAUAAGGGGAAGUCUAAAAAGAGACUGUCUAGGGGCAAUAUUCAAAGGCGGGAUUCAACAUCUUCAUCUGAGCAGUUGAUCCAGGAUGAGCCUUUCAUGUUGAAAGAUAUUUCUUUAGAAAUUGGUAACGAAGAGUUAAUCGGAGUGACUGGCGCCGUCGGCAGUGGGAAAACCUCACUACUACAUGCUAUCAUUGGUGAUAUGAUUAAGAAAAGCGGUUACUUACAAAUACCUGAGAAUCUCACCAGUUUUGGAUACGUGUCCCAGAAGCCCUGGCUAAUACGUGGUACAAUCCGCGAUAAUAUACUGUUCGGCAAACCAUAUGAAGAAGCUAAGUUCAGAAAUGUAGUUGAUGCCUGUGCACUUACCGAGGACUUAAACAUUAUCGGAUGGAACGCCUACGUGGGCGAAGGUGGUUGUACGUUGAGCGGUGGACAGCGGGCGCGCAUUGCACUGGCGCGGGCAGUGUACCAGGAUAAACAAGUGUACCUGCUGGACGAUGUACUGGCCGGCGUGGACGGGGCGGUGGCGGCGCACAUAAUGCAGCGCUGCAUACUGGGCCUGCUGCGACACACCACGCGGAUAUUCGUGGCGCACUCUCCCAGGCAUCUCGCGCGCACCUCGUACACUCUGCUCAUGGAGGACGGCCGCAUACUACGGCAAGGUCCCCCUGAAACUGUACUAAAUGAAAUCGAAGAGUUUCUGCCGAGUGAGUCGGAGUCCCUGGGAGAAGAACCGCCGCGGGCACCGGAACCCGAACAGGAUAACAACGAUACAGUCAGCAGGAACAGCUUGGAUGACGAGGAAUCAAUGUCGCAGGGAACUGUUGGCUGGUGGGUCAUUGGCUUGUACCUACGGUCGGUGGGAGCGUUCCUCUCAGUCACUAUUAUACUUUCCUUAGUUCUCAUGCAACUAUCACAAAACUUUACCUUCCUUUGGCUAACGUACUGGGUCAAGAACAGGACUAAAAACUCAACCACACUCGAAGAUACCGAGUUUCUAGAACAUCCCACGGAAAAGACAAACAUUCUGGAUCAUGGAGUCUUGGCUAUAGACAACGUUAUACAUACCAUCAUAAAUGCAACAAGAAUGCUUCUAGAAAAUAAAAAUGUUGAAAAUACGACUUCCCAGCAAGGGCCACCAGUGGAACAACUGCUACAAGACUUGAAAGCAAAUGUGACGCCGACUUACACAGAUAAUUUUUAUUUGGAAGUAUAUUUUGGAUUGGCGGGACUAAAUUUAGUGUUCACGAUAAUGCGAGCCUUCCUGUUCGCUUAUGGCGGCGUGAAAGCAGCUACAAGAAUUCACAAGGUCCUACUUAAAGUCAUUAUCAAAGCGAAAGUGAAGUUCUUCGAUAUAACACCACUGGGUCGUAUCGUGAACAGAUUCUCAUCAGAUACUUACACAGUGGAUGACUCGUUGCCAUUUAUAUUGAACAUUUUGUUAGCUCAAACAUUUUCAUUAAUUGGCGCGGUGGCGGUGACGCUGUACGGGCUGCCGUGGCUGGUGGUGUGCGUGGUGCCGCUGACCUUCGUGUACUACCGCCUGCAGCGCCUCUACCGCGUCACCUCGCGACAACUCAAGCGGCUGCAGAGCGUCACGCUCUCGCCCGUCUACACGCACUUCAGUGACACGCUAGAUGGGCAGCAGACGGUGCGCGCGCUGGGCGCGGGCGGCGCGUGGUGCGCGCGCGGCGCGGAGCUGGUGGAGGCGUGGCAGCGCGCGGCGCUGGGCGCGGGCGCGGCCGCCGCCUGGCUGGCGCUGCGCCUGCAGGCCGCCGCCGCCGCCGUCGUGGCCGCCGCCGCGCUGCUCGCCGUGCUGCAGCGGACCGUGCACGCCGCCGACCCAGGACUCAUCGGUCUCGCCAUUUCCUACGCGUUGUCAAUGACGUCCAUGCUGAGCAACUUGCUAAACUCGUUUACGGAAACUGAACGAGAAAUGAUAGCCGUGGAGCGCGUCGGCGAGUACAUCAAGACGGUGGAAAGUGAACCUAUAGACGGUGACUCCCCGCCAUACGGCUGGCCUUCACAAGGUGUUAUAGAAUUUGAAGAUGUUUUCCUGAAAUAUAGCGGUCGUGAGAAUGGUGUUAUGGCCUUGAAUGGCGUGUCAUUCUCGACGCAUCCUGGCGAGAAGCUUGGCGUGGUGGGUCGCACGGGAGCAGGGAAGAGCUCUCUCCUCACUGCACUGCUUCGCCUUGCACCACUCGCCCGAGGACGGAUUUUAAUUGAUGGAGUCGACAUCUCGAAACUGCACUUACACUCACUCAGGUCCCGUAUAGGCGUGAUCCCGCAGGAGCCGUUCAUAUUCUCGGGCAGCCUGCGCGACAACGUGGACCCGCUGGGCCAGUACCUGGACGCGGAGCUGUGGCGCGCGCUGGACGCGUGCGGCGCGCGCGACCUCGUGCACGCGCGCGGCGGACUGCACGCGCCCGCCGCGCAGGCACUGCUGUCGCGCGGCCACGCGCAGCUACUCUGUGUAGUCAGGGCCUUACUGCACCGACCGAAGAUACUGCUAGUAGACGAGGCGACGGCUAACUUGGACAACGAAGCGGAGCGUCAGAUCCUGGACGCCAUCCGCUGCUCGUUCGGAGGGUCGAGCGUGGUACUGGUGGCGCACCGCCUGGCCGGCGUGCUGCAGUGCGCGCGCGUGCUCGUGCUGGCGGCGGGCCGCGCCGCCGACCUGCGCGCGCCCGACGACGCGCUGGCAGACCACUCCUCGCACCUCUACCAGCUCGUCUACGGCUCGUAGGCUGCACACUCCCGACACGACAUUAAGGCAUGGAGCAACUAGCAUCUAACAUUCACGUGUCGCCUAGUUGCUGUAGUAAGACUGAAAGACCAUCCAGAAACGAAAUGUACAAGGGUGAAUGCAUUUUUUGUACCAAAAUAUAUCAUUAUUUAUGUCUAAAACUAUUACAUCGGUUUGUGUUCUAUUACUUAAGUCCCAAAAUGUGUUUUGACAAAACACUGUUUGUUGUCGGAAUCAAAAAUUUCACUGCAAGUGCUAUUUUUGUUUCUUAAGCAAUGUAAUUGUUUAUAAGUAAAUGCGUAUUAUUGACUCGGACUGAAAGAAAAUUAAAAUGUGUACUGUUAAUAUUUAGAUAAGUGAGGUACACACAUUCCUAUUGUUUUCAAAAUUUUCAUCCAUGUUCUUCCCUGAAAACUUCUAAAUCAUCUAAACUGGAUGAAUGUAAUUAUUAAGUUUAUAUCUAUAAAUAAUACUACAAUAAUGAUAAAAACUUGCCAAUUCUUAUGAAUUUGUUUCUGUAUAAUUGACAGAUUGAUAUGUAAAUGUUUUGACUGAUCAAAAAGGUUAGACAUAUUGAUUGCUGUGCCGAUAUUUCUUUUAUUUUCUAUGAAGUAUUCCUUUUAUUUUAAGUAUAAGUAAGAUAAAAGAAAUUAUUUUUAUAAUUAAUGCAUGACUAAAGGUAGACUGAACGUAUUUGAUAAAAUGUCAAAUAAAUUGAAGAAUAAGAGGAUUAGAAUAUUUGCUAUGUAUAAAAUACCUUGUGGUUAAAAUGGAAUGUAUAUUUGUGACAUGGUAAAUAACAAUAUCUUCGCCUCGGCAGGGUCUCAGGGUCAGUUGCGAUACGUAAUCAGCCGUAGUGGGCUGAAGAAAGCGCCCGAAACUUGAUUUUUCUGCGAACAAUUACUAAUUUAUAUAAAAGUCAUUACUCAUUGCUAGUACUCUUCCCAGCUAGAUUAUAAGCAGUCAGUCACGCAUACUAUGCUAUGUUUAAUUAAAUAAGGCUGUAUUAAAACAAAAUGCUAUACACGAUAAGUUAAGAUGACCUUUUCGUGUUUAAAAGCAUAUCAAAUGAGUAACAAUAGAAGAUAAAGUCGAGUUUUGUGAUAUUGUACCUUAGACUUAUGUAUAUAAUUUUCAAUUUAAUAAUGUUUUACCUAAUUAGUUAUUUUAUAGAUACAUAAAUUAUUGUCCUUGUUAAUUUUUUUGCAAAGUCAUAUUGUUAUGAUCUUAAAUUACGUGUAUAAUCUUGAAGUAUAAUAAGUAUUAAAUGAUUUUUCGAUUAAAUGGAAUUACAUAAAAA